CGCACCUCGGGCAGACGCUCGAUAUAACGAGCCGCGCGUGAACCGGAGGCGGCCGGAGUCUCCCCACGCCCCCGCCCAGCAAGUCCUUUUUCUGCAGAGAUGCAAAGAAAUCUGGAGCGAACGGGACCAUGAAUUCUGCACAUGCGCAGUGGCAGAGAAUUCUCCCAGGAGCAAUAUUAAUGACAGUACUGUAAAAUUACAUUGCAGGGGGGAAAAACAAAUACAAUCAGAUACUAUGCUUCCCGCCCUCCCCCUUGCAGGCUUCUAGUAAUAUGCAACAAGUGGAAACAACCUUCUGUAGCGCCAUCUUAGCACUUCACCACUGGUGCAUUGUCAAUAUCUAUCAUAUUUGGAAGAAGGAAAUCUACCUUGUAAACACAUUGAUUGUGGUAGCAUCACUAUUUUGGUAUCCUGGGAAGUAAGUGAGUACAGCAUGAUUGCCUUUAGUAAUGUGUUUGUACUUGAGGAGUGCAGAUUAUGAACUUCUCAUACCGGACUUUCACAGACCUGCCUCUCCUUUCACACAUUAUCUGUAAAUUUUAUUAAAACCAUGGUAAUCCCAUCAUCCCUGAAGAACUGUUUUCAGUUAUUUUAUGUCCUCAAGAUUUCAGCAGCUGGCUUCAAGUAUACAGCAAACAGAGGACUCAUUCUGCAGUCUGUUUCUAGUGAUGUUUACCAGAAUUUGGCUGUGGAAGAUUGGAUUCAUGACAACAUGAAUUUAGAGAACAGACAGGUUCUUUUCCUUUGGAGAAAUUCUCCCACUGUGGUGAUUGGGAGACACCAGAAUCCCUGGCAAGAGUGUAACCUCAAGAUAUUGAGGAAGAAGAACAUAAAACUGGCUCGAAGGAGAAGUGGGGGCGGAACAGUUUACCAUGAUCUGGGCAAUAUCAAUUUUACUUUCUUCACAUCCAAGAAAAAAUACGAGAGAAUGGAAAACCUAAAAUUAGUUGUUAGGGCUCUAAAAGGCUUGCGACCCCAGUUAGAUGUGCGUGCCACAGACAGAUAUGAUCUCUUGCUAGAUGGGAAUUUUAAAAUCUCAGGUACUGCUGCAAAGCUAGGAAGGACUGUUGCUUAUCAUCACUGCACUUUACUAUGCAGUGCAGAUAGGUUUAUUUUAUCUUCUGUACUGAAGAGUCCUUACAAGGGGAUAAAAAGCAAUGCCACUCCUAGCAUGCCUGCUUUAGUGAAAAAUCUCUUUGAAGAGGAUCCUACUUUAACAUGUGAAAUGGUCAUGGAUGCUGUUGCUGCAGAAUAUGCAAGAUGCCAUCAAAUUGACCAUCAUAUUACCCUAAUAAACCCAGCUGAUGAGAUAGUGUUUCCUGGAAUUAAUAAUAAAACCAAAGAACUACAAACCUGGGAAUGGAUAUAUGGCAAGACACCAAAAUUUAGUAUUAGCACUUGCUUUAACAUGGUGUAUGAACAGUCUCUCCUUGAAGUUAAAGUGGAUAUUCAUGUAAAGCAUGGGAGAAUUGAAGUUUGUAACAUAGAUUUGCCAGAGCAGUGGCUGCCACCAGCAAUGUGCAAUGAACUAGAGAAAAACCUAAUUGGCAGUAAGUUUUGCCCCAGUGAAACCACAGCAUUAGCAAGUGCGCUGCUGAGAAUAUGUCCACAAAACUAUGAGUUGCACAGCAAGUGGAGUCUCUUAUGUGAGAAUGUGAUGACACUAAUGUGAUUUUCAUAAUGAAAGUGUAAGUCACAUCUUUGAUACUAACUAGUGCAUGAUUUACUAAAAUUGUAAAAUAAAAUCUGGUUAUUUUCA
Messenger RNA from Malaclemys terrapin pileata, 1759 nucleotides. It is a transcript of the gene LIPT1, whose product is annotated as lipoyltransferase 1. Bases 551 to 1672 code for a protein of 373 amino acids. Gene Ontology annotation, cellular component: mitochondrion; cytoplasm. NCBI's taxonomy places the organism in Eukaryota, Metazoa, Chordata, Testudines, Emydidae. The record is from RefSeq and is a predicted model, not a curated record. Gene Ontology annotation, biological process: protein lipoylation. The transcript has 2 exons. Gene Ontology annotation, molecular function: lipoyltransferase activity.